Messenger RNA from Cuscuta epithymum, 934 nucleotides. Lineage: Eukaryota; Viridiplantae; Streptophyta; Magnoliopsida; Solanales; Convolvulaceae. The record is from the annotation of a GenBank genome assembly.
AGGGCUGGGCUGGCUUCAGUCAAUGGAAUGAGCCCAAUACACUUGGAUAAUUUUUUUUUUUGAAAAUAAUACACUUAGAUAAUUGGCGACUUGUUGUAUUACUUGUAUACGAGGGAAAGUAACUAAAUCUCUUGACGCAAAAAUCUCUUGACGCAAAAUGGAAGCAAAUAUUAAUCCCCCAUUCAAGAUAAUUCUGGGUUCUGCUUCUGUCCCACGCCGAGAAGUUUUAACCGACAUGGGAUAUGAAUUCACCACCAUGAGUGCAGACAUAGAUGAGAAAGCUAUUCGGAAAGAGAAUCCUGAAGAUUUAGUUAUUGCUCUUGCUGAGGCAAAGGCCGAUGCCAUCAUAUCAAGACUCCCCAUUAGUAAAUACAAGGAAGAUGCAGACCCAACGCUUCUGAUUACAUGUGACCAAGUGGUGGUCUAUGAGGGUAUGAUCAGGGAGAAACCAACCAGCAAACAAGAAGCCCGACGCUUCAUUGAAGAUUACUCAAAUGGAAGUGCAGCAACUGUAAGUUCUGUUCUGGUUACAAACUUGAAAACCGGGGCUAAAAGUGCAAAGUGGGACAAAGUAGAGAUUUAUUUCCAUGAAAUACCAGAAGAUGUCAUGGAUAAGCUGAUUGAGGAAGGGGAACUGCUUUAUGUAGCCGGUGGCCUGCUGAUUGAACAUCCCUUACUCCGGCCUUAUGUACAUCAAGUGGCGGGAGCAAUUGAUAGUGUCAUGGGGCUUCCUAAAGCACUAGCACAAAGUCUGAUGAAAGAAGUUAUGUAGAAACAUUAACAGAUAGUUUCCAUAAUGUUGUAUUUGAUUAUCAGUGGCAUAUGAUUAAUUAAAUCUAUAAUGCUUUCCUAAUUUGAUAUUUUCACUAAUGUAGAAUAUUUUCCUAAUUAUGGAAAUUCAAUCUAAAUAGAUAAAAAAUAGUUGACUUGGCAC